UCAGAUCAAAGUGCCGUGAACGAAGACGUUUAGUAGGAACGCAGUGGGAAAUUUUGUGUGAUAUUGCCCACCGUCGCAGAACGAACAAACAGUAACCUACGGUGUGGACGAGCUGUCGUCAUGAUGCAUGCACGGAUGUCACAUCGUAUCGCGUAACGCUGUCAACUUCAAUCUUCGUGCCGUGAAGUUAGCCACGCGCGGUGUGCAAUGUAUGCACAGCUGAUGAUCGUUCUCGCGCCAAAUCGUAUGACCGCUUCCCUCGUCGUUCGUGAGAAUGCGUUUAAGCUGUGAUUCCCCGGGAAAUUCAACCUUGCAGAUGCACCACACUUUUUUUUCGCUGUCUCUCGCUCUCUCUCUCUCUCUCUCUCUCUCUGCAUCAUUGUCACGGACGUGCUCGAGGUGAUGUGGUGAUCGUUGAUGUUUCAAAGUGCAUUGUUUCUACGCUCCAAGCUUCGAGAACGUCGGAUUUGAAUGUAUGAAAGUUGGGAGUAUUUUACGAAAGUAUACGAAAGGAGAGAACGCGUUAAGGAAGGGAGGGGGAUUUGUUCGCGAAAGAGAGAAAGAAAGUAGGAAAGAAAGCUCGCGAUCCCACGUGAUCUGCGAUUCUAUGCGCUCUUUGUUCUGAUAGACGCCAAUGGGACCUCGAGAUUGGCUUGUGUUUUGGUUAAGUGUAUAUACAAGAAUAAUUAUUCUCUCUGCUACCUUGCGACGAGCCGGUACACAAAUGUCAUAGAUAGAUUAUAUUACCUCGCGAGAAAAAUGAGCCUGCCGACCGUGAGUGAUUAUUGCCUGCUGGAAAAGAUUGGCACCGGAAGCUAUGCGACUGUGUACAAAGCAUUCAAGAAGGGUGGGAGUCGAGAGGUAGUCGCUAUCAAGUGCGUGGAUAAAGGUUCACUCUCGAAAUCAGCGAUCGACAAUCUCGUGACGGAGAUCAAGCUGUUAAAUGUCCUCAAGCACGAGCAUAUCGUAGAGAUGAGAGACUUUUUCUGGGACGAAGGGAAUAUAUACAUCGUCAUGGAAUACUGCGACGGCGGGGACUUGUCGAGUUUUAUAAAGAAACAGCACCGGUUGCCCGAAAACACUUGUCGCAGAUUUCUGCAACAGCUCGCAUUGGCGUUGCGAUAUCUGCGUGAUCAUAAUGUUUGCCACAUGGAUCUCAAACCGCAGAACUUACUGUUAAUGAGAAAACCCCGGUUGGUGCUCAAAGUUGGAGAUUUCGGUUUCGCGCAGUAUCUCACAAAUUCGGAGCACAAGUUCGCGAUACGCGGCUCGCCGCUUUACAUGGCACCCGAGAUGCUGUUGAAGCACAAGUAUGACGCUCGAGUCGACCUGUGGAGCGUAGGGGUUAUUAUGUACGAGUGCCUUUUUGGAAAAGCUCCUUAUUCUAGCAGUAGUUUCCAGGAAUUAGCGGAGAAGAUCAAAGACUGUCGACCUAUCGAGAUACCAAAGGCGGCUCAUGUGUCAACUAUGUGUAAGAACUUACUUAUGGCUUUGCUCAAACAUAAUCCUGUCGAUCGCAUAACGUAUGACGAAUUUUUCGCUCAUGACUUUUUGGACUUGGAACACGCACCCACAAGAGAAAAUUAUGAUAAGGCAGUGGCGUUGGUGCAUAAAGCCGUCGAGGCUGAUGCCGAUAAAAAUGCGAAAGAGGCCUUUUACCUAUACUGUGAGGCCUUAAGAUACUUCAUCCCAGUUUUGACCAAUGAAAGCGAUCCAAAACGAAAGGAAAUAUUACGACAACGUGUGAAUGAUUACAUAAGACGAGCCGAAACACUGAAAAUGGCAUUCGUGGACGGAAAGGACAAACAAUCGUUGGUCGAGAACAAAAAAGACGCAUCCCUACAAAGGAUACCGACCUUAGAGAGAAGCACGUUCGCAUAUAACGAGCUACGAGUCCUCAGUAAGAGUACCACGGGUAUGACAGAUGCAUUCGAAAUAGGAGAAGUGGCCGAGCAAUAUCUCGCCGAGGGUAACUACGCUCUUGCCUUGGAAAAAUUUCAAUCAUGUCUGAGUGUGCUGGUGCCCUUGUUGGGCAAAGAACCGUUAGGCCGAAGACGAGAUUUACUGCACAAACAGGUACAAAUAUGGAUGAAAGAAGCCGAAAGCACUAAAGGACUUUUAGCCACCAAGGAUAUAGAGGACUCCUCGCAACGUGCAUCCGAUGAACAAUGCGUUUUACAAUAAAUCGUGUAAUAAGUAUUGUAAUAAAUUAUUUUUAUUGUCACAA
This is a messenger RNA of Odontomachus brunneus, 2227 nucleotides long. RefSeq names its product serine/threonine-protein kinase ULK3 (gene Aduk). NCBI's taxonomy places the organism in Eukaryota, Metazoa, Arthropoda, Insecta, Hymenoptera, Formicidae. Gene Ontology annotation, cellular component: cytoplasm; autophagosome. The transcript is spliced from 9 exons. Gene Ontology annotation, molecular function: protein serine/threonine kinase activity; ATP binding. The record is from RefSeq and is a predicted model, not a curated record. Bases 760 to 2184 code for a protein of 474 amino acids. Gene Ontology annotation, biological process: peptidyl-serine phosphorylation; autophagy; protein autophosphorylation.